Closterium sp. NIES-65 is the source of this 1506-nucleotide messenger RNA. Lineage: Eukaryota; Viridiplantae; Streptophyta; Zygnematophyceae; Desmidiales; Closteriaceae. The record is from the annotation of a GenBank genome assembly.
AUGUCCGCGUUAGGCCUUUCCGCCGCUGCCCCGGCCUCCGCGCGCCUGAGCGUUUCCGCGGAACCCGCGCACUUGCGCCUGCGCGGGGGACGUACCAUUCCGUCCGCAUGGAAACCCACCCCCCUGUUGCUGACGUCAUCCCGAUCAGCAGCGGCGUCGCGGCGCGCAAGCCUCCCGAUCCGCGCGUCUGCUGCUGCGGGAGCGGAGGGUGCGGCGGGAGAUGCGGCGGGAAGUGCGGCGCAGGGCGGGAUGACGUACAAGGACGCGGGCGUGGAUAUCGAUGCGGGUGCUGAGCUGGUGCGGCGCAUCGCCAAGAUGACACCUGGCAUCGGCGGAUUCGGCGGGCUGUACCCGUUUGGGGACCACUACCUUGUAGCGGGUACGGACGGGGUGGGCACGAAGCUGAAGCUGGCCUUCGCGAUGGACAAGCACGACACCAUUGGCAUCGACCUGGUGGCGAUGAGUGUCAACGACAUCAUCACGUCAGGCGCUCGCCCGCUCUUCUUCCUCGACUACUUUGCCUCCAGCAAGCUCGAGGUCGACCAGGCCGAGCAGGUCAUCAAAGGCAUCGUGGACGGCUGCAAACAGUCAGACUGUGUGCUGCUGGGAGGGGAGGUGCGUGGGAGAUGCAGAAGAGGGGGGCGGGUGUGGGGUGUGAGGGUGGGCGUGGUGGCACUGCUGGCGCUGUUGCCAGUGGGAGAGGUGCGGUUGGGCCAGGUGGGAGAGGGCAAGGGGGGGUGGGGAGAGGUGCGUGGGAGAUGCAGAAGAGGGGGCCGGGUGUGGGGGGUGAGGGUGGGAGGGAGGGAGGGAGGAGUGAUAAUAUCGUGGCAAGUGCUACUGCCCCUUGAGGGCACCCCCUUGUCUGCUUGGCAAGGGGGGGAUGUUAGGGGGACGGCAGAAAUGCCCGGAUUUUAUGCUGACAAGGAGUACGAUCUGAGCGGGUUUGCAGUGGGAGCAGUGAAGAAAGCAGAGCUUAUAGACGGAUCCGGUAUAAGGAAGGGCGAUAAGAUCAUCGAGUCAUUCAAUGCACUCUCUCUCCUCUCUCCCCUCCGCCCUUACCUGUUCGCCCCUUCCAGAGUGGUGGACGCCAGUGGCGCUUCCCUCUCAGACCCCCUCCCAGGUGCCCCUGCGGGAGUGACUAUAGGGGGCGCCCUGCUAGAGCCUACCGUGAUAUACGUGCGGCAGGUGUUGGACAUUAUAAAGGGGGGAGGUGUGCAUGGCAUCGCGCACAUUACUGGGGGAGGCUUCACUGAGAACAUUCCCAGAAUCUUCCCUGAAGGGUUGGCUGCAAAAGCGGAUAUGACUGCGUGGGAAGAGCCUCCAAUUUUCAAGUGGCUCAGAAAGGCUGGCAAUAUUGCUGAAGAUGAGAUGCGCCGUGUUUUCAACCUUGGGAUUGGCAUGGUGCUUAUAGUGGAUGCGGAGGCUUCUAAGCGCAUUAUAGAGAGCAACCCAUCAGCCGUGCUUGUAGGCGAAGUGGUGGAGGGUGAGGGCGUUAUCUUCUCUUAA